ACCAGUGAUGCCCCCUUGUGGUCAAACCCAGUAUCAGGUAAUUACAGUAUCAGGUAAAUACAGAUAUGUUUUUACAAAUGAUGCCACUGAAUGAUCUCUGUAACCGGCAGAGGAUAGGAUAUGUCCGGUGUUAGGACUUAUUUGCGUGCACAAUUAGCUUAAACUUUAAAUUAGUAUUAGACAAAGAGGCUAAAUGAAAAAAAUACAUUUUAUAUUUUUUCUUCCUAAAAAAAUCAACGUUUGUUGGCUCUGUAGUGUGUGGAUGUGAUAAUUGCAACAGUACAAAGUUAGCUGACUACAUUUUAAAAACUACAAGCCCCAAUAACCGGAAGUAGUUUAGAAUGACUCUGACGUCACGCUCUAGGAAAUUGCUGUAAGUACACAAUGGACCUUCGACGAAGUUAGUAAGAGGUAGUUGUUGUUUCUCUAAACGACAACUUAAGUUGAUAUCAAUGUAGCCUUUGCAUUUCAUCAAACGUAUUGACGUAAUUUACUAUUUGUUUUUUCCUAAAUACUGAACGCUAGAUAGUUGAGCUAUAUGUAACGUUAGCUGAUUAGCUUCCAUUUGCCCAAUUUCUCUCUCUAUAGCUCGAUGUGUUUUGAGAGAGUUACCUAGCUAAUGAUGUUCUCGGUUUGACUAACGAGUUUGAGAAUGGCAAACUGAGACAGCCAGUCCCCGCACAUAUAUUUAGCUAGCUAACUAGUGUGUUUGAUCGAUGGCACGGAUACUUCUGCGUUUGUCCGUUGGAGGAAGAGGAAGAUGACAGAGUGGAGGGAUUGACGCGCUGACUGCGACACCAGACCACAGCGGGAACUGCGACUGGCUGACGGACAGGACAGCGACUGGCUGACGGACAGGACAGCGAGGCAGAUAAAGAAGAGGGAUAAUGCCGAGGAGAAAACAGUCGAACCCACAGCCCGUGAAAUUAGACGGUGUGGAAUGUGAUCCAGGAUGCCUAGUUCUGGACAGUGACUUCCUGCUUAGUGGAGAGCUCUGUGAGUUUGGAGACACGGAGAUCAUGGGGCUGGACAGAGACACAGCUCUGACUGUGUUUUCUCUGAGUGAUGAAAGCUCCAGCCUUCCGGCUCCGGAUGACUCCAACUUCCCAGCAUUCCUCUCCUGUAAGGGGUGUGGUCAACUGAUUGGGGCCGACCUUGACCUAGGAGCGGGACUACACUUGGGGGUGGGACUCUACUGCACGACCUGUGAGGAGGACGUCCAGUCGGAAUCGCACACAGCCUUGGAGGACACCUCACAAGGGGAGGAGUCAACCGCAGCCGUCCAAUCCCAUGCGGUGCAAGACAGGAAGAGGAAGAGAAGUAAGGCGGGUGAUGAAGACGCCUGUAUGAAGGUGUACGCGUGCUCUCUGUGUAGUUUCUCCUCUCGCUACUCCAACCAUCUAAAACGCCACAUGAGAACGCAUGACGGAGAGAAGCCUUACCGCUGUCCCCACUGCCCCUACGCCUCUACGCAGAGGGUCAACCUGCAGAGACACACACGCACACACACCGGGGAGAAGCCCUACCUCUGCAACGCCUGCAGCUAUGCCUGUAGUUCCCUGGGGAACCUGCGGAGGCACCAGCGCUCACACAGCCAGGAACCCCGGGCGCAACGCACACACACACUGAUGAGACGCAGCGGACGAAAACACACACACCGAGGAAACGCUGAGGUUGAGAGCACACAAUCAGAUGCCUUGGUGUCAGACCUGACGGUGUGUGUGAGGGAGGGCUCUGAUUUCCUCCAGAACCUAGAGGGGGUAGUCUCUCCCUCCUCCCCUCGUCUCCCCCCCUCCGCCCCCCUCCCUGAUCUACUCUUCCCCCUCUGCUGUCGCUCCUGUGGCCUCACCCUGGAGGGAGAAGGAGAGACUGAGGGGGAGGGCGGAGGGCAGGUGUGUAAUAAAUGUUCUGAGUCUCUCAUCUCCAAGAAACCAGGGUCCCCCAGCCCCACUGACACACUCCAGUCAGGGGCCAGCAAGCUGUACCGCUGCCCUCUCUGCCCCUUCCUCUCCCUCUACCCCAACCACCUGGCCCGACACGCCCACACCCACAGCGGGGAGAAGCCCCACCGCUGUCCCCAGUGCCCCUACGCCUCGGCCCACCUGGACAACCUGAAACGCCACCUCCGGGUCCACACGGGGGAAAAGCCUUACCGCUGUCCCAAGUGCUCCUACGCCUGCGGGAACCUGGCCAACCUGAGGCGCCAUGAGAGGAUUCACUCUGGAGCCAAGCCGUUCCACUGCUCUGUGUGUGGCUACAGCUGUAACCAGAGUAUGAACCUGAAGAGACACAUGCUGAGACACACGGGGGAGAAGCCGUAUGGCUGUGCUGAGUGUGACUACACUACGGGACACUGGGACAACUACAAACGCCAUCAGAGGAAACACGGACACAACACCGACAGCUGGGACAAACACACACACCAGGACACUACAACAGACAGCUGGGACAAACACACACACCAGGACACUGCAACAGACAGCUGGGACAAACACACACACCAGGACACUACAGCAGACAGCUGGGACAAACACACACACCAGGACACUGCAGCAGCAGACAGCUGGGACAAACACACACACCAGGACACUACAGCAGACAGCGAGGGCUGGAACACACAGGAGAAAACGGAGAAACACACACCACCACAUACCACAGACCAACACUGGGUUCAAGAGACAGGGAAGCAUAGCCAGGGAGAGGUGUAGCUGGGGGGAGGGGGUGUUUAUUACACUGGUGUUCUCAGGCCUCAGAGGGGUGGGGCUUAUCUCAGGUGCCUUUAGAGGCGGAGCUACAUGAGCCGUCGUACUGCAUGUGAUUGCUGCACUGACCUUUACCUUGGGCAUUAAAGGGCGUGCCGUUAAAGAUUGAUCUUGUUUUUGAACUGUAACAUGUUGUUUUUAAUUCAGUGGAUCCAAUGUUUGAAAUGUAUGUUUUGAUUGAAUUGUAGCCCAUUUCACAGUCAGGUUUUGUGUGACUAAACCAUUUUUUUGUUAACUGCAAUGAACCGAAUUGUGAAAGUGUACAAAUUUGUAUGAUUAUAUUUGAGUUAUUUUAUUAAUCAUUAUUUCAACAAUGUUUCACAGCUGAGUGCAAGGCUACUCAGAGAAUGGACAGGGCCACAGUAAAGGUCUGUCUGCACACGUUGCCUUAUACAUCUCUCCAAUCCUGAAAUAAAGACCUUUUAACUGUU
Salvelinus fontinalis (brook trout) is the source of this 3193-nucleotide messenger RNA. RefSeq names its product zinc finger protein 513-like. The record is from RefSeq and is a predicted model, not a curated record. NCBI's taxonomy places the organism in Eukaryota, Metazoa, Chordata, Actinopteri, Salmoniformes, Salmonidae. Gene Ontology annotation, biological process: regulation of DNA-templated transcription. Bases 888 to 2708 code for a protein of 606 amino acids. The transcript is spliced from 4 exons. Gene Ontology annotation, molecular function: DNA-binding transcription factor activity, RNA polymerase II-specific; RNA polymerase II cis-regulatory region sequence-specific DNA binding.